Molecule: messenger RNA, 3025 nt
Organism: Chinchilla lanigera (long-tailed chinchilla)
Lineage: Eukaryota; Metazoa; Chordata; Mammalia; Rodentia; Chinchillidae
Gene: Kcnj1
Product: potassium channel, inwardly rectifying subfamily J, member 1
Exons: 6
Coding region: 663-1781 (372 amino acids)
Biological process (GO): regulation of monoatomic ion transmembrane transport; potassium ion import across plasma membrane
Cellular component (GO): plasma membrane
Molecular function (GO): ATP-activated inward rectifier potassium channel activity
Source: RefSeq, a predicted model, not a curated record
GGCAGCCAGUCUGAGCUGACCAUAGACAUAAAAACCAGCAAGGUCCCAAGUACACUUAGCGGGGUUACCCAAACUCCUGGAUCAAGGGUGCAAGGACAUCAAGGAUCUGGCUGCUUCCUUGGAGACCAAGAAAAUGAGUUUUUGUCUCCACAUUUGCUCUGCCAAUCCACGAGGAUACCACAGAGCCAUCUCAGCUGCACGUCUCUGCCCCAUGCUAUGUUCUGCAGGCAUGGUGCUUGGCUCAGGAUGUAUCCAAAAUAAGCACGCUGGCCUGCUGCUGAGUCACUUAGCCAAACCUCUAGACUCUCCAAGUUGACACAAUGUAUCAGCCAUAACAUGUGCAGAUCCUUCUCUGGAUGAAGAGGAGGCGAAACACCUGAAAUGGGAUGAGCUAAGUAAAGCAUGAGUUCAGCUGCAACCUGGAGGACAGCUUUUCUUUGUCACCCAGCCUUCUCUAGUUAGAGAGACCACAGAGGCCCAGUGGGCAGCAGCCCUAAUAGAUUACAUUGGGAAAUUGCCUCUGUGAGUCCCAGGCGGGAUGUUCUGUCAUGCACCAGUGAGUAGCAGAGCAGGAAUUCAAGCCUGACUCCAACUCGUGUUUCAAGGCAAAGACUGGGGAGGAGCCUACACGUGCUCUUCAGAUCAGGGUGUUGACAGAAAGGAUGUUCAAACAUCUCCGGAAAUGGUUUGUCACUCACUGUUCUCGGCGUUCUCGGCAGAGAGCAAGGCUAGUCUCCAAAGACGGAAGAUGCAACAUAGAAUUUGGCAAUGUGGAUGCACGGUCGAGGUUUAUAUUUUUUGUGGACAUCUGGACCACCGUGCUUGACCUCAAAUGGAGAUACAAAAUGACCAUUUUCAUCUCAGCCUUCUUGGGGAGUUGGUUCCUCUUUGGUCUCCUGUGGUAUGUGGUGGCCUAUGUUCACAAAGACCUCCCAGAGUUCCAUCCUCCUGACAAUCACACCCCCUGUGUGGAGAACAUACAUGGCAUGACCUCAGCUUUUCUAUUUUCUCUGGAAACUCAAGUGACCAUUGGAUACGGAUAUAGGUGUGUGACGGAACAAUGUGCUAGUGCCAUUUUUCUACUAAUAUUCCAGUCUAUUCUUGGAGUUAUCAUCAAUUCUUUCAUGUGUGGUGCCAUCUUAGCCAAAAUCUCCAGAUCUAAAAAACGUGCCAAGACCAUUACAUUCAGCAAGAAUGCAGUGAUCAGUAAGCGGGGUGGGAAACUCUGUCUCCUAAUCCGAGUGGCUAAUCUUAGGAAGAGCCUCCUUAUUGGAGGUCACAUAUAUGGAAAACUUCUGAAAACCACAGUCACUCCUGAAGGAGAAACCAUUAUUUUGGACCAGACCAAUAUCAACUUCGUAGUUGAUGCUGGCAAUGAAAAUUUAUUCUUCAUCUCCCCACUGACAAUUUACCAUAUUAUUGAUCACAAUAGUCCUUUCUUCCACAUGGCAGCAGAAACACUUUCCCAGCAAGACUUUGAGUUAGUGGUAUUUUUAGAUGGCACAGUGGAGUCAACCAGUGCUACCUGCCAAGUCCGCACAUCUUAUGUUCCAGAGGAGGUGCUCUGGGGCUACCGUUUUGUUCCCAUAGUUUCCAAGACCAAGGAAGGGAAAUACCGAGUAGAUUUCCAUAACUUUAGUAAGACAGUGGAAGUGGAGACCCCACACUGUGCCAUGUGUCUUUAUAAUGAGAAAGAUGCUAGAGCCAGGGUAAAGCUAGGCUACGACAACCCCAACUUUAGCUUGUCAGAAGUCAGUGAAACAGUUGACACCAAAAUGUAGAAGUUGCUUUCACCAUGAAGCCAAGUUUUUCUAGGUACCUACUAACUUCAGCAUUAUGAAGCAAUCAACAGUUUGGGGUUAUGAAUACAAGACAAGAACCUUCAAAGUCUACCAGCACAAUGACCCCUAAACCCUAUAGCUGUGAUUCUACGAGAUAUGUGACUCUGCAAGACUACUGUGUUAGCAGUCAUGAUGCAGUCAUAUGAAACUGCAUAUGAAAGCCACAGGAGUUCACUUGUGGCUUUGAAUAUAAUUAUUUUAGGUCAUUCAGUGUUGAUGGGAAGAGAUGAAAUCAUGAAGAGCCUCAUGGACAGGCCACAGAAGAUAGGUAUUUUUAAAAGUUUCUUUGAAAAAGUUAGAUGCUUUAAAUGGGGUCAGGGAACAACCAUAUUUUUGUUCUGAUAGGAAAAAUGCCAUUUCCAUUUUAAUACUGACUUUUAUCAAUGGGAAAGUUGUCUCCUGAGUUGGGGGAGAUAAACUAACAAGCCAAUGACAAUAAGAAGAGAUUACGACACAGUGAAUAACGUGAGGAUCUAACACUCUCGAACUCUGGUCACUGGAGUCUUCAUCUGAGUCUGGAUCACAUGUGUUUCACAAGAAGGAAGGGAAAGAACAGUCCAGGGACUCAGCAGGAACUAAACUUGCUUUACAUUAUGGCUUAUGCAGAUGCAGCAGCCCACCUUGGGCUUUGGCCCAAAUAAUCUGUGGUGCAUUUAGACAGAGGCGAGAUCUGUACUCCAGAAUCUUGAUGGAAUCCUUGCAAAACAGAAUGCUUGAGUUGAAAAGGGUGAUAAUAUUUUUUUCAGUCUUCAUUGGGUGGGUUAAGGAUCUACAGAUGUGUUAAGAGUAUUUCCUGCUCAUCAAGACAGUAGUAAGGAUUUUGAGACUGUGGUCAGUCUAAAGGGCUAUGGAAUGCUGAUGGUUAAAGUGUAUUGUGUUUCUCUGCCUAGGCUUUGCACUGAAACACUAUUUCUGAGGCAGGAAAGGGAAAGCAAUAAGGUGUGGUCUCCCAGUCAGAACAUCUUGAGGCCUUUGUGUCUCUAAAAGCCAUCCCCAUACCUUCCUAAAAGUGACCAACAUAAUGGAAAGAUUGCCCCUUAGGGGAAGGUUUUAACGUGAAUAUAUUGCAUAAUUUCCCACCUGAAUUAUUUUGAAUGUAUCCUGGGAAAAAAUGGAAAUCAAAGCUCCUUGGGAAUCAAAAUGAUUCAGUGUGUUAAUUAAUAUAUUAAAUUUCUGAAACUGUG